Aplysia californica (California sea hare) is the source of this 3097-nucleotide messenger RNA. RefSeq lists its product as uncharacterized. Bases 976 to 2217 code for a protein of 413 amino acids. The record is from RefSeq and is a predicted model, not a curated record. Lineage: Eukaryota; Metazoa; Mollusca; Gastropoda; Aplysiida; Aplysiidae. The transcript is spliced from 3 exons.
AAGCUUUUAACGCCACACCUUUUACAACUUUUAAAUUCUUCUCGCGAAUUAUUAUUCAAAAGCUGCCAGCACGAUGUGUAUAUUGGUUUAAAGUAGCAUAGUAAAUAGGUCUAAACCUAGGUGGUCAUAAAAAUGAUCGCCUAAGUCUUAACUUAACUUGUAAUACUACUCUAUCCCAGGCGGUAUUAAACAUCGCCUAGACCUAUUAAUAGUUCCUCCAAGGCCUAGACUGUACCCAAUAUGAUUGCGAGGAGGCAACUUGAUUACCUGUUUGGCUACGCCUCUGCUUCAACUCCGUGUUGGAGUGUGUUAACAGUUAACGAACGAGACGAGGGGAUGCUUGUGUGUAGUGUGUGGUGUGGUGUGUGGUGUGUGGUGUGGUGCGUGCUUGCACGUGUAUAGUCUAGUGUAGUCCUAUCUCCGGGAACACCCCUGUACUGUACACUGUACACACGUGAGAGCGAACGAAUAGACACCAGACGUGUGACUAUCGCUGGCCACAAAAAAAGAAAGUUUAUUUUUCGAGUAGUGAGUACAGUGGUGCCAGUCCGAGCAAACGCACCCACAAUAGUAUGAGUACACACUAAACGUUAUGGUAUCGUUGUUCACAUAUCAAUGUGGUGGGCGGUAUGAACAAAGCAAUACGGUGUUAUGGUGGUUAUUAUUCGGGCCCACGUCAGUUAUCAAUAUAUAGACCUCUACAAUCAGUUACCGCGCGCUUGACUGUUGUGGGUUCAUCCCCUGAAACCUAGAUAUCUACGUUCUUACUCUGAGCGUCUAGACUAGCCUGCCUGAAACAGUUCUUUGUGUGGACGAAUUCUUGUGUAGAUUUUAGUGUUUGUAACACGACUGUGGCGUCGUUGGACUCAAGAUCUGCGUGUUUUCGACUUCCACUUACACGGUACCGUUUCUAUAGUACAUGUACCUGGGACAAGACAUCGACUGUGUACAGAACGACGACUAAGGGAUUGCGCCAUGGUAUCUUUUAGGAAUGUAGUUUACGCCAUCAGCCUAUGCGGAUUACUGACCACAGUCUACCUCGUGUCUAGUCUCGCCAUGAGGGAGACUCCGAAAGCAACAUUAAGCGUGCCCAAGUUAGAAAACACAACCUUAGAGCGACUGCAGCUCAGCAAGAUUCGGUCUCACUUUCUCCUGUGGGAUCAAUACAACAUCCCUCCUAUAGGCCAAGACAAGGCAGCAACAUCUGGAAAGUACUUCAUCUACCGCUGUGACGAGGCCACAAUGUCUCUCUGCGGGGGGUGGGAUAACCGUGUGAACGGCGUACUGUUGAGCUACAUAGUAGCGAACUUGACUGGACGUGUGUUUAAAUUUGAACACCUGAAACCGGCCUGUGAUCUCACCCGCUACUUGCUUCCCAACGAAGUUGACUGGCAUCUCCCCAAGAGCUUCCACAAAAGAGUUAUUCCAUCGAAAGACGUGAAGUUGAUAAAAAGGGUAGACGACAACAAAUUUCUUGACAGUCUCCCGACUAUGAACUUUGAAGGCAUGUCACCAGCGGAAGUUCCGUACGUGUAUUUCUUGGGCAACCGAAACUACGAGUUGCGACUGAAAUGUUCCACAGUUUACCAAAAUCAAUUAUCUUGGAUGAGACAUUUAUCACGAGGGGACAUAAAAGCAGCGGUGUAUAAGAGGUUAUUUAAAUUAUCUCCAAAUUUAGAUGUGAAACUUAAAAAUCUUCUCGCGCAGAAUCUGCCUACAGCGAAACAUAGAUUGAUAUGUGCUCACUUACGCAUUGGGGCAAACCCAUCCAACAAAUAUGAUGGUAAGAUACAGGACAUAAAUACAAUAGGUAAUGUAUGGAGUUUUGUGAAAAAUCACUCAAAAACUGAUUUCGACAGAGUGUUUGUUAUGAGUGAUGCUAACGCGGCUAUAGAGGAUGCUAAAAAGCAAUCUUUCGGCCACAGACUGAUUUUGACCGAUGGACCAAUCGUGCACGUGGACAGAAAUAGAGGUUUGACCACAGAGCAUAAGUGUGCAGGUCUAGAGAAACUGAUAUUUGAUCAGCACAUCUUGAUGAAUUGUGACGUUCUUAUGAUAGGUUCAAGCGGCAUCAGCAGGUUAGCGGCCUACAUCCGCAACACAGACGAAGGUCUAUACUGCUACUCCUCCGCCAAAGGAACUGUGGAGCCAUGCACACGGCAGGAUUUUGAAAAACAUAACUUUAAUGGCGGUAACAUGAGUAGUGAGGACUGCUGAUUCCUUAGAGGCACAGACUUCUUUUGCGGGAGAAUUUUACUUAAUUAAGGGUAAGCAUUCCUGAUCCUGUGUGGGUAACAUGUCGUCGGCCCAGAGUACAACUGUCGUAUUCCACUUUUCAUGAAAUCUGAGAUAAGACCACUCAUGCACUCAAAUUUCCAUGUGUUGUAUCUCCAAUAAUUUUGAAGACUCUAAGCACAGUGUUUGUUGAGAUAUCCAGAACCCAGUUGUCGUAUGUCCGAAGCGGAUUUUAACAGAAAAGAGUACACUGUCGGAAGUCCAUUAAUUUCGAUACAUUUUGUUUUGUUGUAUCUCCUUUUGAGCCAAUGGGAUGAGAGAGUACCGUCACGUGAUUUUGUGGGCAAAGCAAAAUAACGUCGUCUAGAACUAGAAGAGGACUGUUCAACGAUCAAGAGGCCCUAACAGGGCAUGUUCAUUGAAUUUGAAUGAGUAAUUUCAUGAGCGUGUCUUUAUGUCCCAAAUUAUUUAAAUUCUAUUUAUGUCAUUGUUUAGGAAUAAUCUGGUAUAGCACUCUUAAUUGUUUUGUUUUUGUAGUGCCUGCAUAGACAUUGUUGGUGCCUCUUCUUUAAACCUUAGCCUGGGAUUUUAAAAUUUGUUGAUUUGAUACAGCAUUGCGCUUAUUUUGUCAAGAGGCAGUUUUCCUUUGUAACAACCAGAGCACUCUAAGAGAGAAAGAGGUGGAGGUGGUGAGGAGAAGACGAGCAGCCUAUAGUGAUCUAUUUUUAUUUGAUUCUUUGUUCAUGAGGAACGCGAUAUUAAAACAUUUGAUUUUCUAUAUUAUUAUGUAAUGAAUAGCUGUAGUCAGGUGAGACCUCCGGAAAACAAUUUAGGGCCUUUUACUUUUACUCUGAAAAAAAAA